AGUGAAUUAGACAAACCAGCUUUCAUGGGAUUCCACAAGUUGCUCUGACUGAACCAAUCUAGAGAGAGAAAGCAAAGCUGUUUGAAAUAAUUGACGAUCUACUGAAUCAAAUCACACAAACCGGCUUUCAUGAUCCACGGGUUCCACAGGUUGCUCUCAACCAAUCUAGAGAGAGAGAGAGGCAGAGAUAGAGAGAGAAAGCAAGGUGUUUGAAUCCAAAAUCAUGAUCGGCAAGAAGAAAAGAAAAGUUAGAAUCGAGUUGAUCGACCGAAUCAGUGACUUGCCUGAUAGUAUCGUCGGUCUCAUACUCUCUUUCCUUCCCACCGAAGACGCCAUUCGAACCUCUCUCCUCUCGAAGCGAUGGAGACUCGCGUGGACUUCUCUCCCUAGUCUCUACUUCCGAUUCGACUCGACCAAAUCCAAACACAUCAUCAAUGACGAUUCCAGUUCCUUCGCAUGGUUCGUCCAUCGUGCCCUAACUCUCCGCCAGCGAUCUCCGAUCGACUCAUUCCGAUUCUCCGCGCACCUCGUCGUCGACGCAACCCUCAUCGAGGAGUGUAUACGCUACGCGAUUCAACACAACGUCAAGGAGCUCAAGCUCCGCGUUCUCAGUAAACCUAGACCGGUUCGGAUCGAUUCGGGGAUGUUGAGCCUGUGUAGGUCAUUGACAGUGCUCAAACUCACAUGCGGUAUUCGCGACAUUAUAGUUUUGCCUAAAACAUUGGGUUUGCCUGUUCUGAGGAGACUGCAUAUGAAGAAUUUUGUGUUUUCUGAGAAAAAUUAUAAUGGGGAUUUCUUCUCGAGCUGUCCGAAUCUUGAAAUUCUGGUUCUGUGCAAGUGUAUGAUGAGUCCUCCAAUUGAAUUGAAGGUUCUGAACAUACAUGUUCCUCAAUUGAAGGAGUUGGAGAUACUGCAUUGGAGAUGUCCUUGGGUCCAUUUCUAUGAACAGAGCAUUUCGGUUUCUGCACCGAGGCUCACUAGGUUGAAGUAUGAGGGUCUCAUUACGCCGCUGUGCUUUAAGCAAGAAAUGUCUUGUCUAGACAGAGUUUGUAUAGAUUUGUGCUGCCCUGGUUCUUGCGUUACCGUCAAUGAGCUUGAAAGAAAGCGAAAGACUGCAGAGAAAUUGAUUGCUAUGCUUGGAGAGCUCUCUAGCGUGAGGUCUCUUACGUUAUCCUUGAAGACGGUUGAGAUUCUGUCUUCCAUUUAUAAACUAGAAGAACGGGAAUCCUGUAUAUUUUGUAAUUUGAGGUACUUGGCGAUCAAAGCAGAGGAUAAACGUACUGAAAAGACAAUUCCCAUCAAUGCUAUAACCUACUUACUCCAGAGCUCUGCCAGUAAAAAGCUCAGCGUUGGUUUCCCAAGGCAUCAUCCCGAGUAAAAGUGGCGAGGAAGGGUGCUAUAGGCGGCACGACAUUUUGUCACCCAAGGAUAUCAAAUAUGAUUUUGGGUUGAUUAACUCUUUUUGAAGAACGGUGUGGUAUAAGAGAAAAUAAGUAAAGAAAGGCUGCUUCCUGGGUGUUAGUUUUUGGUACGAAAUCAUAUUUUACCCAACAGUUACCGUGUUAAUAUCAUAGAUUGAAAUAAGACCUGUAUUUCUUGUAAAGCUAAUAUAGAAAAAAUUCUCCUAAAAAAAUAUACACUUGUGUUUGUAUUGGUUUAAAUGGAACCUCUGUUUUGCAAUGUCGUUGGGAAGGUCAAAUUCCUUACAUAGGGUUCGUAUAUAGUAAAUUAGAAAUCAGGACCAUCUGAUGAUCCCUCUCUGGUUCCUUUUGUUGUCUCCUCUUGUUCUUUUCUUUUCAUUAUAUAUAGAGAUGAUUUCUUCUUA
This is a messenger RNA of Cornus florida, 1825 nucleotides long. Its product is annotated as F-box/LRR-repeat protein At3g26922-like. The record is from RefSeq and is a predicted model, not a curated record. NCBI's taxonomy places the organism in Eukaryota, Viridiplantae, Streptophyta, Magnoliopsida, Cornales, Cornaceae. The coding region runs from base 224 to 1378 and encodes 384 amino acids. The transcript is spliced from 3 exons. Gene Ontology annotation, molecular function: protein binding.